AAACAAAAAAAAAAUAAGAAAACAAGAAAAGCAAAACCCUCAUUCUCUCCCCUGCAAUCACGUGAAACCUCCUUCACGUUCCUUACUCUCAGCCGCCACCACCGCCGGACUGCCGUCGCACAAUCUCCCAUCACCGCCGCCACCGCGUGCGCAGCCGCGACCACCAAGCCAACCACAACCAUCACCUACAUCGUCGUCGCUGCCCUGCUCAGCCGACACCCUAUUCUCUCUCAUCCUUUGCGUGGAAAUCCUCCCUUUCUCCUUUAAUUUCGUGCGCCACCACCACCAACACCAGCGCAGCCACCGGCGCAGCCACCGGUGCACGCGACCUCUGACACUCUUCCUUUGCCGUUGUGCCGCCGCGCCGCUACACCAACUCCGGCCAGCCCUUCCUCCCUCCCUUUUUGGCGGAGAAUUCUUUAUAGGCGAUUUUUGAAUUCGUUAAAGUGGCCUAUCAGUUUGUUUACACAAGGAAUAAAAUGUUUCUUUCCAAGUAUACCAACAUAGGAUCCUUCGAGAAACUUGAUAUAGAAACCCCUGAUAUUUACGUGAAGAAAAUUGUGUUUGGAUGUGAAUAUUAUGCUAAAGUUCAAGGGCAACCUAUCUUAAUGAGAAAGGAUAUCAUAGCAGCCACUAUCAUUAAUUGCUUACCUAACAAAUUUCCAUACCUAGAACUCAAGGAAAAGUUUAAAGACAUGCAUUCUGAUAAUGGAACUCCAAACUUGGCUAAGUAUGGAACUUGGGAUGGUAGAUGGAAAUAUGAUUCAGAAAUUCUGACCACCGUUAUUGAAGCGGCAGAAAGUGGGUUUAGAGACGGUAAAAUCGUAGGGAGUCAUGUUGGGGAUUCAGUUACAGAAGAACCUAUGGGAAUUAGUGUAAAUAAUGACCUAGAGGAAAAUGAUGUAGCUGUGGAGAAUGAGAAUGUAGGUGUUGAGGCAGAGAAUCCUAACCCAGCGGCUCAUGAGCCAACCAUUGAGAUCUCUAGUGAUUCGGAUGCAGAGUUCGAAAGUGAACAGGAGAUGGCAAGUGAGCCUAAUCAAGAUGAAGACAUGGGUGAAGAUGCAAACCCUGAGGAAGACCCCGAUGAAGACCCUGAAGAAGAGUUCGAUGAUCUUGAGAUCUAAAUUUCACUCCGCAAGUUUCAGGAGCAAUGGAUAGGCAAGAGGCCACAAAUAUUUUGAAGUCAUAAAUAGUUAAUUAGCUCUUUUAUGUUUUAAAGAAUAAGUAGCAAAGCUACAACUGUUUAAGGUUUAAGUUUAUUGAAGUUUGAAAUGUUCUUUAUUAUUUUCAAGGAUGUAAUAAACCUCUA
This is a messenger RNA of Spinacia oleracea (spinach), 1309 nucleotides long. RefSeq lists its product as uncharacterized. NCBI's taxonomy places the organism in Eukaryota, Viridiplantae, Streptophyta, Magnoliopsida, Caryophyllales, Amaranthaceae. Bases 480 to 1124 code for a protein of 214 amino acids. The record is from RefSeq and is a predicted model, not a curated record. The transcript has 4 exons.